AUGACUGGAGGGAAAAACAGUGUAAGGAUUGUUCCACAGCCGAAGAUCAGGAACAAGGAUGCAGUUGACGAAGACUUGGUUGGUGGCGGUUUGUACUCCAUGUCUGAUAAUGAUAUCAGUGAGAUCUCAAUAACGUUGAAGAAGUUGCAUGAUGUGAACAAGAGUAUACGAGAACGGGUAGAUGCCGUUGAUGAUCAGGUAAGACAGACGCAGAUGGAAUUGGAGAAUCUAGUGUCGAGAAGUUCGAACAAUAACAAGCAUUUACAGAGCCUCUUGCUCUCAUCCCAAGAUGUCAAGGAAUUGCAUCAACUUUUGGAGAAGCUCAGUGUUCAGCAACAAGAACAGAUGGAUAAAAAUCGCGAUGUGGAGUCUGUGUUGUCAAGAAUAAUAGCAGAGCAAUCGGUGGAGCUAAAAGAAUCCAUGCAAUCUGGAAGAAUCAAGGAAUUGGAGCAGAAAAUUGAUGAAUUAGAAUCCAAAUACGGACAUUUGGAGUCUCUUGAUGCUCGAGUAAUAGAGAAAGAGAAACAGCUGACAGAAUUGGAAGUUAAACUUCAACACAGGCAAUUGAAGUUCGAAGAACUACGGAGCCGAGCAAAAGAAAUGCAAUCCCAGUUACAAGAGGAUCUACUUACGCGUUAUAAAGCUGUUCAGGACUCUGUAACGCUCUCUAUGACCAACUUUGCAAAUACGUCGUCCAUUCCAUCUAAUAGCACAUCGCGAACUGCAAGUCUGCUUCGAAACAAAUACAUGAAUGAGAAAUUCAACGAUAAAAGCAGAAGGGUAAUAUCAUUAAAUGAACCGAGGCCUGUAUCUGCUUUCGAAAGCAUCCCAAAUAAUAACUCUGAUUUCGAAGAGUAG
Molecule: messenger RNA, 858 nt
Organism: Kluyveromyces marxianus DMKU3-1042
Lineage: Eukaryota; Fungi; Ascomycota; Saccharomycetes; Saccharomycetales; Saccharomycetaceae
Exons: 1
Coding region: 1-858 (285 amino acids)
Source: RefSeq, a predicted model, not a curated record